UGUUUCUCUCUCUAUAUAUGUUGGGCUAUCAUCCUCUUUUCCUUCAACCUUCUUCCUUCUUGGAAUGGCAUCAAAGGAAUCACUCUCCUCUCCCUCUUCUCCUCCCCUCUCUUCCAGCAGGGGGGUAUGCAGGUGGUGGUCGGAGGAGACAGUGGCGGUGGUGACGGGAGCAAACAAAGGGAUAGGGUUUGCCAUUGUUAAGCGGUUGGCAGAGGCGGGGCUGACUGUAAUCCUAACAGCCAGAGACAGCGGAAGGGGGCGGAAAGCGGCGGAAUUGCUCAGGGCUCUGGGACUCAACAAUGUCCACUUCUUUGUCCUUGACGUCUCCAAUCCCCACUCCAUCACAACCUUCGUUUCAUGGUUCAAACCCAGAUUUCAUGCCUUGGACAUCCUCGUGAACAAUGCUGCAGUAUCCUUCAAUGGCAUCCAUGAGAACUCGGUUGAGCAUGCAGAGACAGUGAUCAAUACAAAUUUCUACGGACCAAAGCUGCUCAUUGAAGCCCUCUUGCCCUUGUUUCGCCUCUCCACCUCUCAAGCCCGGAUCCUGAAUAUCAGCUCAAGGCUCGGCCUGCUAAACAAGCUCAGAAAUCCGAAGAUGAAGCAGAUGCUUGAAGAUGAAGAAGAAAAGCUAUCCGAGGAGCAAAUCGAGCAGCUCGUGAGUUUGUUUCUAGAAGACGUGAAGAAGGGCACAUGGAAAAGCCAAGGCUGGCCGGAGUCAUGGACGGAUUAUGCCGUGUCUAAGCUCGCACUGAAUUCAUACUCAAAGGUGGUGGCAAAGCGCUACAAAGGCUGUGGCUUGAGCGUCAACUGCUUCUGCCCUGGCUUCACUCAGACUUCCAUGACCGGCGGCCAGGGAGCUUACACCGCCGGUGAGGCUGCAGAGAUAGCCGCCGGGCUAGUCUUGCUGCCACCCCAACAGCUACCCACCGGAAAGUUCUACAUAAAUCGCCACGCUCUUGUACGUUCUAACUUAUAGAUUGAUAUGCAUGUAUGUAUUUUUUUGAGGGUUUUGCUUAUUUGCAUGGGAGGAAGGAGAGUAAAUAUCUUUUAUCAUUUGAGAAUUGUAACAUAGCAGAGUGAUCAAUAUUAUCUAACAGUAAAAACGUAACUUGAACUA
This is a messenger RNA of Diospyros lotus (date-plum), 1117 nucleotides long. RefSeq names its product (+)-neomenthol dehydrogenase. The transcript has 4 exons. Gene Ontology annotation, cellular component: membrane. Bases 65 to 976 code for a protein of 303 amino acids. Lineage: Eukaryota; Viridiplantae; Streptophyta; Magnoliopsida; Ericales; Ebenaceae. The record is from RefSeq and is a predicted model, not a curated record.